This is a messenger RNA of Anoplopoma fimbria (sablefish), 6925 nucleotides long. RefSeq lists its product as uncharacterized. Gene Ontology annotation, biological process: negative regulation of DNA-templated transcription. Bases 396 to 4838 code for a protein of 1480 amino acids. NCBI's taxonomy places the organism in Eukaryota, Metazoa, Chordata, Actinopteri, Perciformes, Anoplopomatidae. The record is from RefSeq and is a predicted model, not a curated record. The transcript has 7 exons.
CUGUACUGUCUCUGCGUGUCCACGCCACGCAGUGAACGCACUCACACACGCACACACACUCACACAAAUGCACGCAGAGCAGGCAUCCAGGUCCCACAUCCUGGUACUUUUUCAGCGUUGUCAAGGCAGCCUCAGAGAGCACGGCUGGCUAGGCGGAAAGUAGCUGCAGUGUCCUGGCAACGUAUCUGUCCAAAAAAAACGUUCACAAAAACUGUCCCGGAAAGUUAGAUGUAACUGAAAAGGUAUCGGGACACCUGCAUACCGAUGUAAUGUCCGAAAUUUGGCAGCUGCUCAGCAGAGCCAAGCAUCGUGUCGGAGGACACCAUGUAAGGACACUACACUGACGGCAUGAAUUGAAUCAGCGCGUCAAGGGAAGAGCCAACCAGCACUGUUGGAUGAGAACUGAUGGGCCGUCCAAGCUGGCGAUGCCAACUGAAAAAGAUAAAGGCGGUUCAAAGUCCCACCGCUACCGGCCGGCCUCAGAAUACGACGAUGCCACCCUCACCCAAAAGAGACAAUACUGGAGAACCAAGAAACGAGAGCAGAGGGCCCGACUGACAGAGCGCAGAGGAAAGGGAACACCAGGCGGAAAGCUCCUACAUCUGCAUACCCCUGCAGUGGGGAAUUCUACUUUAUCCGGCUCGUUUGCUACUUUCGCUUCUCCUUUGCAGGUUAACGAUGACUCAUGCAAAACAGUCACCGUCUCUUCUGCAUCACAAGUUGGAAAUACAGUUGGGUGCAGCACAGUCAAAGCCACUGAAAAUCCAAAGGAGAAGUGGCUCCAUACAAUGAAACUUGACAGGAUCAUGCCUCAGUUACCAGCGUUGUGUACCAUCUCAGCCAAAGCUGCUAGGGGCAACCCGGGCACAGCGAGGGUUGCUGUGAGAGGGGCCGUUACCUCACCCACACCCGGUGGAACCCAGCUGAACACCCGUUCCUCAGUGCCUCCAGUCAGAGUGACCAGAACUAUCAAUGGCAGCUCCGCUGAAACAACGCCUCAGUCAUGUGUGUCUAUGCAGGGCGCAUCAGUCCCAAAAAUACAACAUAGGGCACAAGUUGCUUUAGGCAUUCGGCCCAAACUCCUACCAACCAAUGUGACCACAGGCAUGAUUCUUGUGUCUUCGCCAUGUGUCCCAGUGUCUGUUAAAACAGAGGACAGAACAGCGAACGCAGCACCUCAAAGUGGAACAAAGAGUGCCUUGGUCACCUUGCAUAGGGCUAAAGGUGUUAGCAACUCCCAUUCUUCCCCGGAGACGGAGGAGGAGAGAGCAGCCAGGCGCAGAGAGCAAUGGCGGAUCAAAAAGCGAGAGCAGAGGGCAAAGCUGGCAGCUCAGAUAACUAAAGCCAGAGAAAGGACGCAGAGCCAGGGGUUGACGUUACAGAGGCAAACAGCACAAAAAACAGGACUUGUGGGAGGCAAGAUUCUACAGCAUCUUCCAUCUCAGUCAUUUUUGAGAGGAUCAGGCCAGAGGCAGUGUCCUACUCAGGUCAAAACUUCAUUUACAUCUGCCAAAAGGGACAAUGAUGAACUGAAAAGUGUGGCAGGAAGUUUAGUUACCGUUAACCUGCAAGCAGAUCAGAUUAAGGUACAAAAUCCACAUGGGAAUAGGACAACACAGAGAGGCUUCACAUGUGGGGCUAUUUCUGUUAGAAAGCCAGGGGAGCCGAUGAGAAAGUUUCCAAGUUAUGUACAUCUUUCUAAUGUUGCCCGAGGGAUAGCACGAUGUAAAACACCUAGACAGAGGUUCAUCGAUGCCCAGAAGAAUUUCAUGAAUCAAAGAAACAUAAGAUGUAGAUCCCCGUUUCUUGCUUCAGUCUUUGGUACCAGAAAUAUGCCCAAAAUUGACCCCAAGGACACGCCUGAGCAGAUAAUAGCCAAACGGCGAGAGUACUGGCGGAUUAAAAAGCGGGAACAGCGAGCUAGGUUGUCGAUGGAAGUAAAGUCUCGGUUGAAGGAGAAGGACUCUCUGAUGCGAAGGGUGAAACGUUACCAGUCGAUCCUGGAGGAGAUGAGGAGGGCCAGAGCACUGGCCCAGUCAGCAGGGAGCAGACUCACCCACGCCUCUGAGACCAUUGGCGGGUUCAUCAAAGAGGAUGGGACAGUGACCAUUAACAUCCCCCUGGUCCCUUCAGAUCACAACACAGCAGCACACAACAGUGAAGAAGAGUGUCAUGUAGUUCCUAAUAACACUCCCAUCACAAAACCUCAGCACCAACCUUCUAUUCAACUAAGCGGUAUAACACCCAUUCGUGUAACCCAGCCCCCUACUCCCCUCCGCCCAGCUCACGUGAAAGUCUCUUUUCCUCUUGCUGGACAGUCAGUCAACAAUCCUCCAGGACUACUGCCAAUCAGUCCAUGGACUCAACUUGAAAGCACAACUGUUCCUAAUCCACACAUGUUAGCAAUCCAAACUGUUAGUCAGCUCACACUCACUCAUCCUCAGACCCCUCAAAAGGCCGUUUCUGGAGGAUCAACAGCGGGGUCCAACCUCGGGGGCUGUGUCAUGAAAAUGGCCGUCUCAAGUGGUGCUCCAUCACUGUCGGCGCUCUCUCUGGAUCCAGAGAUGACAGAGGAGGAGAGGAUGGUAAAGAAGAGGGAGUACUGGAGGAUAAAGAAGCGAGAGCAGCGAGCAGCUCGUGCUGCUCGAUUGAAGCAAGGCGUCUUACAGGCCAGGGCCUGUGCGACCUUACAGAGGAGGAGGGCCCAGAAGCAAGUAGCAGUCACCAGCGCACCACCAGGCAGAAGUCUUACUAACCAUACAGGAAAUGCACAAUCUCUCCCCAACAACAGUGGGCCGGCUACGCCACAUGCAAAUGAGAUAAAACAAGAGAGUGAGUCUAUGCCAGAAGUUGACCUAAAUUCUCAACCAGAACAAGCCAUCUGUCCAGAUUUCAAAGCCUCAAACUCCCCACCACCACCUCUAGGGCCUCAUGCGGAGCCGGACCCAGCUCUGAAUGCAGACAGCCAAGCUACCACUCUGCUAGCCGUAGCCUCUAUGAAGAAACUCCUGGAAGAAUCACUGAGCACAGUGACUGAGUGUAGCAGUGAGCAGACGGCUGUAAAAAUGGAGUCAACAGAAGAGGCCUCAGAGCAAGAGAUGGAAAAUGUACCUCAGAAUGAGUUGGCUCCUAUUGCUGCUGACUUGACAUUAGAGUUAAAAAGCUGGCAGCCGGAUUGUGAUGCCUUGGUACAAGCAUGUUCACCAAGCCCUCAUCUCUUGGACACACCGCAAAGUAGAGAGACACUUCCACCUCUCCCUACCUCCAGCGAGGUAGUCCUGCCUCCCACCUGCGAGCACUCAUCCCAAACCCAUUCGAACUUCAUAGUAAAUCCCUGCACUGAAGCUUCUUCACGCGGAGCCCAGAGGCUUCGCACCAAAAAAGCAGUCCAUCAAAGCCCCUGUUCCCCAGAGCCGCCAAAGCUACAUCACCUACCAAUGGAUCAACCACAACCACAGCCGCAACACUGUGAACAACAGUGUCAGGCACCGGAAGAAUGCCAAAACAGCGACUCCCGAUCAGAACAAGGAUAUCUCAGUGUGGUGACCGAGCGCAGCGGUCUGUUCAGCCUGCAGCAGAAGAGGGAGUACUGGAAGCUGAUGAAGAGGCAGCAAAGGGCCAGGUUAAGGGCCAGGCAGAAAGACAGACACGGAGAAUGCAGCAGUCGCCUUUUCCAGAGAAACAUUCAGGCUCCAGGUCUGGUUAUGAACACUGUUAAGGGUGUAAGACCUCCAGGAAAACCAGCCCUCAAGUCCAGGCCAUCCAUAGCUCCUCUAACCGCAGUGACACGUAUCCCCUCUGUCCUGCUCGUUAGCCCCACAACAUGCACCGCUGACCAGUCACCUGACACACUCCAGGUCAAGUUGCCCGUCACCAGUGUCUCCUGUUCAUCCACAAGUGGCCAGAACCACGUGAACAUCGGACCUUCACAGAACGCGUCCGACUGUCAGGGAGCUCACGAGAAUCCGCAACAAGCCAUGCCAGGUUCACGAAAGUGGGUGUCCAGAAGCACAGACCUGGACCCGGCCCCCUCGCUCCCUACUCUGAAGCCCCCAGACAACCCACUGACCAGCAUCAACCUGCAACCCAUUGAACCCCCUCUAACUCCAAAUUCCACCGUCAGUCCAAUAAAAAUCCCUUGUUCUCCGCUUCGGAGUCCGACACGGAUAAUACAUACUCCCACCAAGCCGUCAUCUAUAACCUCCAUGGUUCCACCAAAGCCCGUCCCAGGGGAGUCUGAGGAGGACUUUCUGAGGAGGAAGAGGGAGUACUGGAGGAUAAAAAAGAAGGAACAGAGAGCCAGAAAGGCCAUUCGGGACAAGGGAAUCUCCCCAAGGAGAGCCUCCAACAACUUGAGGCCCAUCCUGCCUGCCCAGGAUCCACAAACACAGGAUUCUGGUCCGUGGGUGAGCUCCUCUGAGGAGUCAGAACAUCUAAUGAGCAAUUCAGAGGACACCGACCCAGGAUCGUAUUCAUUCUCAAGUUUCACAGCACCAGUCGAAGAUGAAACCGAGCUUCUGUUCGCUGACUAUGAGAAUAAUAACGGCGAGGAAGGUCCCGUCUCAGACGCCGUGUGGAGGAACCACUACCUCAUGGACUACGACCCGCUCAACCAGCUGCUGGUGUGCAUGGUGUGUGGGGAGCUGCAGUACUCCCACAGCCUGGAGGGAGUGAGGGCCCACAUCGACGAGGCCCACCCGGACACCCUGGCCCUGGAGCCCGGGGAGCAACGGCAAAUACUGGAGGCCUGGGACGAGCAGGUGUCCCAGAGGGAGCGCUUCUUCACCAGCCAGCUCCAGCAGCACAGCGGGGCCCUGACAGAAGCACACAGGAACUGAGGAGCAGAGGAGAGGACUGCAUGAGACGACAGAGGACCACUGACCAGGAGAGAAAACCCACACUUUGUCUUAUUUAUUUUAAUUGUAUCAAUAUGUUUACCUUCAUAGAGAGUCACCUUGAACGCUGUAUUGGGAACAUUCACUCCAACAAGCAGCUUUACCUCAUUUCCUACCAGGGUUGUAAUGUGGGUUUAUGACAGUCAGUACGGACAUUUUUUUACAUCGAAGCUAUGACGACUGAGAUUUUUUUGAUAUUUUAAAUAUUUAAAGAACUGCAGCCUACUGGGAAAUACAGUCUUUGUACCAUGGUAGGCUCAAAGCACCCUGGACCUAUGAACAUGCAGAGAAAAAACUAUAUUGAAAUAAUUUUAUAUUACUGCUCUACUUUCUAAAAUCUUCAAUUUUUCCUUUUAAGUUAGGCCAUUUUAAACCUCGACAACUAUAAGCAGUGUUUCAGUGUUAGUGACUCCACAUUUACUAUCUACCCAGACUAGAUCAAAUGUUGUUCAUUGCUGAACUUAUGAUUACAUAGACUGUGCCACUCCGUUCAACUCCUCUUCCUCACUACACUACUAACAGUAGGAUGAACAGUGCUACUGUUCAGUGCAGUUUGGAAAUAGUUAAAGCAAACAUUUGAACGUUCUGGGAGGACAAUAGACAAGAUCAUGCAAAUAAAACCUGCUGCUGGAAAACAGGUAAAAAAUUUAAGAUUUUUAUUUAUUUUAACCAAAUCACAGAGUUAAAGCCUGGUCACUUUUGGAAGUCUUUUGGAAAUAUUGGCUAAACCAUCGUAAAACAGUAACACAAGUAGAGAAGGGUCCUACAGUGGGCAAAAUGACAGUACACAGCAGAAUUCAUCUAAAGGUUGCUAACAUUAGCCAUUAUAGGCUACUGGGCAAACCUGACCAAGUAGAACUGCAUAGCAAAACUUGUGAGUGUACUGAAAUUGAGCAAAAGUGUGUUGUAUUGCUUAUGAGUCUAGCUUUUAUUUUCUAAUAGGAGGAUUCUGUUAUACUUUCGUUUUAAAAGUUACACUGUCUGUCUUUAAAAACAGAUCCAUAAAGCGCCAUGAACUUCUGAAGCCAGAGAGACCCAACUUACUUUAUACAGAAUGGAGAACUGACGUAAACAUUGUUGAAUAAAUCAACUAACUGAUACAAUGGGUAAUAAAGAAAUGAAAAUGUGUCAGAAGAACAUCAGUGCUGAACCACACUCACACCUUAAUAUCUAAUAGUUAUAAUAUGUUACACAGUCAAUUUGGAUUAUAGCUGUAAGAAAAUAAACUGUGUGACUGACACACACACAGUUCUACUAAUUCUGUUUUGUAUAAAGUUUAUUUUCUGCUCCAGUGGCAGGCAUGCGUUCAGGUCCAAGGCUGUUCUCAACCCUCGCUAGUUAAUGGAUUGUUGCAUGGGUGUCCAGAACUGCUCUACAAGAUUUUGUAUGCGAUACAAACAACCAUGCUGUUCUUCAAACUCCCAAACUUUUAUGUGUUCCUCCAUUACAACCUUUUGUAUAAACCUUUUUUACAACUUUCUCAAAUGUGUAAAAACCUCCUGCAUUUCAUAUCAACUUCACCAUGUGACAUCAAACAUCUAGCCAACCCUCUGCACUGUAAAUACACAAAAUACUAAGACGUGGUUGUGAGAGGUAUGAGACUGGCUGGUUUCACAAUAUUUGGAGCAAGGGUAUUAAUUAUUUAUUGAACCUCGUAUAUAAUGAUAAUUGAUGAUGCAUUAUUCAUAUCUGUAGAGAGUUCCAUGUUAAAAAAAAGUUUCUCAUUUGUGAGUAUUGAGAGUCCAAGGCUUUCCUGCAUGAGUAGUAAAAGGAUGAACAGUUGUGUAUCAGUUAUGAUAUACAUUCCCACGUGUUUGUACCAUUUCCAUUCAGAGUAAAAAGCUGAGAUGAUGUUCUGUUUGAGCACAACGCUGUAUAGAAGCCUGCCUGUACAGCUGCAACACAGUGUAAAUAGCUGGAAGCGACCAAGCUAUUUACCUUCUGAGAAUGUAGUUCUGACUUGAUGACUUGUUUACCAGUUCAAAGGGAAUGAUUCAAUGCCUUUUCAGUAAUAAACCUUUUCUACCUUU